Molecule: messenger RNA, 518 nt
Organism: Sapajus apella (tufted capuchin)
Lineage: Eukaryota; Metazoa; Chordata; Mammalia; Primates; Cebidae
Gene: BOLA2B
Product: bolA family member 2B
Exons: 4
Coding region: 16-474 (152 amino acids)
Biological process (GO): intracellular iron ion homeostasis
Cellular component (GO): cytosol; nucleus
Molecular function (GO): 2 iron, 2 sulfur cluster binding
Source: RefSeq, a predicted model, not a curated record
CUGAUUGGCUGACGUAUGGCAGGCGCGAAAAACCCAGACUGUUGGAAAGCCCGACUGCUUGAGGGCGGAAGUACUGCGCCGACGUACGCCUUAGUAAGGGCGGAAGUGGCUUCCCCAGCGGAAGUGGCUCCUGUAAGGGCGCAAAGCAGCGUGGCUGUGGUCUUAGCUGGGGUUCUAACCCCUCUGGGCUGCCGCCCCGGCUGGCAUACCGCCAUGGAACUCAGCGCCGAAUACCUUCGGGAGAAGCUGCAGCGGGACCUGGAGGCGGAGCAUGUGGAGGUGGAAGACACUACCCUCAACCGUUGCGCCUGUAGCUUCCGAGUCCUGGUGGUGUCGGCCAAGUUCGAGGGGAAGCCGCUGCUUCAGAGACACCGGCUGGUGAACGCGUGCCUAGCAGAAGAGCUCCCGCACAUCCAUGCCUUUGAACAGAAAACCCUGACCCCAGAGCAGUGGGCCCGUGAGCGGCAGAAAUGAGGGACUAGGACCUUCACAGCCAUUAAAUUAUAAAUCCGGACCAG